Exophiala mesophila is the source of this 2671-nucleotide messenger RNA. RefSeq lists its product as hypothetical. The transcript is spliced from 2 exons. The coding region runs from base 885 to 2033 and encodes 382 amino acids. Gene Ontology annotation, molecular function: RNA binding. Lineage: Eukaryota; Fungi; Ascomycota; Eurotiomycetes; Chaetothyriales; Herpotrichiellaceae. The record is from RefSeq and is a predicted model, not a curated record.
CUUACUACUGUGGUACUGCUACUUCUACAGACGCAGUCACAGCCGCAGCCGCAGCCGCCGCCGCUCGCCUUUCAUCUCAACCUUUUUUCCGCUUCUCCAGAAACUCUCUUUUCUCUUCCCUCUUCCUCCCUCUCCCACUCAUCCUGUUGACUCAAGCAACAUCGUCUUCUCUUUCGAUUCCUUUGCUGGUUUGUCUCUUUUUCGAGUCGUGUCAUCUCUCCUGAGUCUUAUCGCUUAAAUUGUUGCAUUGCAAGUAAGGGCGUUGGAUAAGCAAUUUCACGUCGAGCCAUUUGCCUUCCAUUUCAACUGGCAGCUUUAGCACCACUUGCACUAUACCAAUUCUACCAUCGAAAUUCUGACCUGUCUCUUCUGCUUCUUCUCUUCUGGUCCUCUUGUCCUCUCCGAGCGUCUCCUGCUACCUCCAGCGCCUGCAAUCUCUUUCGAUCCCUCUCGAGUCCUCCCACCGUCCUGUUCGAGUUGCCUUCCGCGGUACUGCGCCUCCAACGCCCAUCCAGUUGCCAUCCAGUCGCGACCUCUCGAGCGACCGCCUUGCCGCCUUGCCUCUACUCCUUCAGCUUGUCCGCACAUUGGUCAUCUUCUGCUGCCUUUGCUGCCGCAGCUUCAUCUUUGCAGGGUUGGCUUUCAUCCACAUCGUGCUAGCCGUUCCUCCUCAGUUUUCCACGCCUCUCUUUUUUCGCCCGCUACCACGACCCGCCUCACGCCAUCCAUAUCCAGCUUAUCUCACUUGACCACCUGCACCACCGUGCACAGCCAAUCCCCGCAGUUGACCACGCACUUGGAUUCGACCACCCCGAUAUCCCCGCCUGGCGCGAGCAUCUAUUUUCUCCCUGCUUGAUCAAUCAAUCAAGGCAAAAUUCAACAUCAUGACAGAAAACGUCACACCGACAUCGCUGCCGUCCUCGCAACCUCCCGCUGCAUCUGCAGCUGGCGCUCCGGGGCACGAGUCUGCCGCAGCCAGCAACGGGCACACGGGCGCCUCGUUGUCAAUGGGUCCUCCCGCCUUGGCGCCGGUGGUAAUUCCACCCAACACCAAUCCUCUCCCCACAGCGGUGACUCCCGCUUCCGCUCUGUCGCCUACCUCUGCUGGUGGAGUGGUGCGCAGGGCUGCCCCCGAACCGAACAAGAGGGCUCUAUACGUGGGUGGACUCGACCCUCGAGUCACCGAAGAUGUGUUGAAACAAAUCUUCGAGACUACGGGCCAUGUCACCAGCGUCAAGGUGAUUCCGGAUAAGAAUUUCAAUUCCAAGGGCUUCAACUAUGGCUUUGUGGAAUAUGACGACCCCGGCGCGGCCGACCGUGCUAUGAACACCCUCAACGGUCGCCGAGUCCACCAGGCCGAGAUUCGAGUCAAUUGGGCUUACCAGUCCAACACCGCCAACAAGGAGGACACCUCGAACCACUUUCACAUCUUCGUUGGCGAUCUUAGUAAUGAGGUCAAUGACGAGGUUCUCAACCAAGCAUUUUCGGCGUUUGGGACCAUCUCCGAGGCACGGGUCAUGUGGGACAUGAAGACCGGGCGCUCGCGAGGCUAUGGGUUUGUGGCUUUUCGUGAUCGCAACGAGGCUGAAAAGGCGCUGGCGGCCAUGGAUGGUGAGUGGCUUGGGAGCCGUGCCAUUCGUUGCAACUGGGCAAAUCAAAAAGGCCAACCCUCAAUCUCGCAACAGCAAGCCAUGGCCGCCAUGGGCAUGACCCCCACCACGCCGUUCGGACAUCAUCAUUUCCCCACGCAAGGUGUGCAGUCAUUUGAUAUGGUGGUCAACCAGACUCCUAGCUGGCAGACGACUUGCUAUGUGGGUAAUCUGACACCAUACACCACACAAAACGAUCUGGUUCCACUCUUCCAGAACUUUGGCUAUGUGGUGGAAACCCGGUUCCAGUCCGACCGCGGAUUCGCAUUCAUCAAAAUGGACACGCAUGAGAAUGCCGCCAUGGCCAUCUGCCAACUGUCGGGCUACAACGUCAACGGCAGACCGUUGAAAUGUUCGGUGAGUGAGAGCCUGAGAAUGGGAUGACCGAUGGCGAGGGUAACUGACAAUAAGUGACAGUGGGGCAAGGAUCGUCCUCCCACAGGACAGUUCGAUGCGUAUUCCCCUCAAACAUCGCUUGGUUCUGCCACGACACCUAGCGCAUACAAUCCAGCAACGCCUUAUUUCUCCCAGUAUGGUGCGCACAACCCAAUCACGCCUCAAGGUCCUAGUCCCGGUGGUCGUGCGGUGUGGGACUCAAAUCAUCUGGCAAGUCCAUAUGCGCAGUCUCCACAAUCGGCCUAUCCUCAAAUGCCUCCAUCGGCGGGAGGUUAUGGUCGCGGGCAAAAUGGGCCAAGUGGUCUGUAUCAGCCUCAGUCAUAUCCCAGCAAUUAUCCCACCUAUCAAGGAUGAAAAGUUUUUGCAGAUUGUGUGUUUCCGAGCCAUGAAAUUGAUCUAGCGAUUGAGCGAGGCCAAGGCCUAGCCUAGCACAUGAGGGAUUGCUUGAGAGCGGUUAGAUGAUGCAAACGGAAGCGCAGCGCAGCGCAGUGGGCAUUCAUAUGGGAUCAACUUGAAUUUGUUAGUGAUUACUUGCUCAACUGAUUGAGUAACCAGCUGGAUACCCCUUCUGUCCAAUAUGCAGACUGUACGGAUUUUUGAGAAUGGAAUCAGCUAAUUGUCAUCAA